AUGGCCGCUAUGAACAGCAAAAUUGAUCUCUUCACCUAUCCCGAAUCGCUACGAGGGAACAAAGCCGCCGCCUACGCGCAACACCGGCGGAUCGAACUUCUUGGACAUCAACAGCCAAGGAAUGAGCCCCGUUCCCGCCGUGGGCAGGACGUUUACUUCGAUUCGCACCAGUUGAUCGAGAAGUUCAAGAACCUGGUACCUCCGACCUCGAGCAGCGCUAAUGGUGUGAUUGAUCGCGCAAUGGAGAAGCCAUUCCAUGACUGGGUAGACCUGGUCGCCUCUCCUUUGGGGGUUAUUGCUAGCCCAGCAGCCUAA
Clonostachys rhizophaga is the source of this 315-nucleotide messenger RNA. NCBI's taxonomy places the organism in Eukaryota, Fungi, Ascomycota, Sordariomycetes, Hypocreales, Bionectriaceae. The record is from the annotation of a GenBank genome assembly.